Molecule: messenger RNA, 1167 nt
Organism: Coregonus clupeaformis (lake whitefish)
Lineage: Eukaryota; Metazoa; Chordata; Actinopteri; Salmoniformes; Salmonidae
Product: pleckstrin homology domain-containing family B member 2
Exons: 8
Coding region: 302-1006 (234 amino acids)
Biological process (GO): regulation of cell differentiation
Cellular component (GO): membrane
Source: RefSeq, a predicted model, not a curated record
CCACCAGAUACAAACCACAGAAUAAUGAUUAAAUUGAUUACGUCAUUCAAAACAAGGCAGUUAGCUAACGUUUAUCGUCUCAGGGCUUUGAAGACAGCAUUCCACAAUAGGUAUUUUAGAUACAGGUAUGGAAUGUGUAGUCAUAUUAUCAUCUCCAGCAAUAUUGUCAGCAUAAGCUUCAAAGUAACGUUAUAGUUUUACCAAAGGGCCAAAUGUCAAUGUAAAUAGAUUCGAUCAGCUAGCUAGGUACAGUAGUUAGCAUACCCGGCGCUGUAAACAAUGAGUGUAGAGUGACCUAAGAAUGUCGAUUGUGAAAAGUGGCUUCCUUCAUCGGCAGAGCACUAUUCUGCGGCGGUGGAAGAGAAACUGGUUUGACCUGUGGUCUGAUGGGUGGCUGGUUUUCUAUGAUGACGAGCACCGGCGAGAUAUGGAGGAUGAGAUUCACAUGAGAAUGGAUUGCAUAAACAUUCGUAGUGCAACUGCAUGUCAAGCCAACUUUUCACUGUCCAUAGAUCUGAACCCACCAGAGGGCAGGAGUCGAAAUGCCCUGGUCCAGAUAGUCUGCAUAGACGGACGGGUCAUCAGCAUUUGUGGAGACAGUGCAGAUUAUUCUUUGGCAUGGACCAUGGCUCUCCAGGAUGCCAGAAUCAGCUCUGUGGUUGCUCUGCCUCACAUUGGCUUUGCGCAGCAGAUUGUUGCUUCUGCCCCUUCUCCGUAUUCUGAAUAUGGUCCUCCACCCCCGGUUUAUGUCCCGGAUGCUUAUGGAGUCUAUGCCCCAGCUCCUCCUUCCCAUGGCACACAGAUCAUUUAUUCAGCUGAUGGGCAGCCUUAUGCGGUUGCAUACCCCUAUCAGUACCAAGGAGCAUAUCCUAUGAGGGAUCCCCAAGGGAAGAACCAGGUUAUUGUUCACGAGCGUCAACGUGAUGAUGGAGAAGGCGUGGCUCUCGGCAUGCUCGCUGGAGCUAUGACUGGAUUGGCUCUUGGUUCUCUCUUCUCUGUCUUCUAAUGUCUUCAUAGGAACAGUUUACAAUGUAACUGACAUGCACCAUUCCCACAUUUUGGCAGCACUGCAACUGCAUUUCUGCCAUGUGACAGAGAUGGAGGAGUUAAAUGUACAGUGAGGGGAAAAAACUAUUUGAUCCCCUGCUGAUUUUGUACAUUUGCCCA